Molecule: messenger RNA, 420 nt
Organism: Rotaria sp. Silwood2
Lineage: Eukaryota; Metazoa; Rotifera; Eurotatoria; Philodinida; Philodinidae
Source: the annotation of a GenBank genome assembly
AUGAUUACCCAUGAAAAGAUAAUAACAACAACAGUUGAUGGUUUAACAAUAUUUGUAUUUGAUGGUUAUUUUUUUUCUGAUGGAUCAGAAAUCAGUUCAUUGAAUGAAGAAGAAAUUCGUUUAAUUGUUCGUCGAGCUCUUGCUCUUAAUAUUUAUCAAGAUGUACGUGUAGGACAAAUUAUUCGUGAAGAAUCACCCACAGCAUAUAUGAGUCUUUCACAUGAAAUUGCUGGUUUUGGUAUAUCUGAACGUGAGGAUGCUGGAAUACUCAAUGCGUGUCAACGCCCAUUAGCUAAACAAACUAUUGAAGCAUUACAAGCAUCUCUUCCUCCGAAUGUUUCUUGUUUUCUUACAAGAAAUGCUGGUACUCCAUUAUCAUCAGAAGAUUCAAUCUGUUGGCCUGAUUUCACUUUUUUUUAG